Pygocentrus nattereri (red-bellied piranha) is the source of this 13658-nucleotide messenger RNA. It is a transcript of the gene fras1, whose product is annotated as Fraser extracellular matrix complex subunit 1. Gene Ontology annotation, cellular component: membrane. Lineage: Eukaryota; Metazoa; Chordata; Actinopteri; Characiformes; Serrasalmidae. The transcript is spliced from 74 exons. Gene Ontology annotation, biological process: homophilic cell-cell adhesion; cell communication. Bases 316 to 12330 code for a protein of 4004 amino acids. The record is from RefSeq and is a predicted model, not a curated record. Gene Ontology annotation, molecular function: protein binding; calcium ion binding.
ACCGCUGCACUUUUCACACUGUAAUUAUCCCGAGAAAGGCUCGUGUCUUUCGUCGCAAUGGCUCUGUUCUCUUAAGCCGAGGAGUUUUUUUUCUUUCGUACUUGUGAGAAGUGGGGAAGUUUUGGAGCCGCUCAUAAAGCGGCUGCACUCGGUCUCCUCUCCCUCUCCUUCCCCUCAGCGGCUGUCGGCACAUCCUCGGACCGUCGCGUAGCCCAUGAUGUUUGGAGAGCGCUCUCACUUCUUUUCCAGCUAGAACCGACAGCAGGGUGUUUUAUCACUAUCCAUCAUUAUCCUUCACACUGGAUUUAAGUGAGGAUGGCUCUCGCGUGGAUCUUUAUCUCCGUUCUCCCUCUGCUCGGCACCGGCUCGCAGGGAGUCCAAGGAGCGUGUGUCUAUCAAGGUGCGCCGGUUGCGAACAAUACGUCUUGGAAGCCAGAAACCUGUCAAGACUGCACCUGCCACGGCGAUGUUGUCAUCUGCAAAGCUACACGUUGCCAGAAUCCUCAAUGUGACUUUCAAAGGGGCGAGCGCCUGAGAAUCCCUCCUAACAAGUGCUGUCCAGAGUGUUUCCCACAGUCGGCCGGCUCCUGCCAGUACCGGGGGGCAGUUUAUGGGCAUGACAGCCAGUGGAGUGAGUCCAAGUGCUCAGUGUGUACAUGUUCUCUGGGGAAAGCGACCUGCGUCCCUCCUGCCUGCCCUCAGCUCAGCUGUGGGAGCGGUCAGAGCCCUUACAUCCCGGUUGGAGAGUGUUGUCCUAAGUGCACUCAAAAUGGAGCUUCAUGCUCAUGGGAGGGUGAAGUGCGCAGAGAUGGUGAAGAAUGGACCCCCAGUCCCUGCACCAAGUGUAAAUGCCAGAAUGGACAAACACACUGCUCUACUGUUGAGUGUCCAUCCAUCACAUGCAAGCUGAAUGAAAACCUGGUGAUCCAGCCAGGACGAUGCUGCCCUCAGUGUGUUUCAAACCCCUGCAUAGCAGCCGGCAAAGAAUACAAGGACGGUCAUCAGUGGCAGAAAAACAGCUGUACCACCUGCGUGUGUGACCGCGGCCAGUCACGGUGUCACAUAGAGAAAUGUCCCCCUCUUCACUGCGACAAGGGUCAGAUGAAGGUGAAGCGGCCUGGUCAGUGCUGUGAUGAGUGUGUGUCCACCAAAGGCAGCUGCCUGUAUGAGGGUGCUGUGCGCUACCAUGGCGACAUGUGGAACGGCACAGGCUGCGAGUUCUGCACGUGUGAGCGCGGCCAGGUGCUGUGCCAGCGCGCCGAAUGUGCCAGGCUGGAGUGCCCACGAGGAGAAGAGAUGGUGUAUUUAAGUGGGAAGUGUUGCCCAGAGUGUAAGGCAGCGGUCAGCUCCUGCAUGUACACACACCCUGAGAAAGAGGGGACGAAAACCAACGUGAAGAGUUUCAGACGUCUUGCUAACCUGGAGAGUGUGAGUGAGAGUCCUUGUCGAGAAUGUCAGUGUCAGGACGGUCAUGUGACCUGUUAUCAGAGCUCCUGCCCUACCUGCCCGGCUGGGACCCUCGCUGUGCCACGGCAGGGACAGUGCUGCUCUGAGUGCCACCCAGCGGUCUCGUGUCAUCAGGACUGUCUGACGUGCUCCUCCACUCCUGAUCAGUGUGGCAGCUGUAAGGAUGCCAGAGCGUUUCUCUGGAACGGCCACUGUCUGCACAGCUGUCCUCAAGGCUUCUAUCCACACGGCCGAGUAUGCGCAGCCUGCCAGCCAUCCUGUCUCACCUGUGAGAAUGGUUUUGAGUGUACGGCGUGUGGUGGGUCUUUACUGCUCAGUGGCAGGCAGUGCGUGGCCACCUGUGAAAGUGGCAUGUAUCAGGACCACACACAGUGCCUGAGUUGCCAUGACUCCUGCUUGUCGUGUGGAGGUGGGGGGCCUCAGGACUGUCUGUUGUGCUCAGACCCCUCCCUCUUGCUGAAGGAAGGCUUUUGUGUUGCAGACUGUGGGCCUGGUUUCUAUGUCAGUCAAGGCAACUGUUAUGCGUGUGACCCAUCCUGUGCGACCUGUCAUCCAGACAACCCCAGCUGCUUGAGCUGUCCAGUUGGCUAUGCGUUGCACCAUGGGAAAUGUGUUUCUGAAUGUCCAGCUCAACAUUACAGGGACAGCUAUGGUCGUUGCCAAAUGUGCCACAGCUCUUGUGCCUCCUGCUCCGGACCCUCUGCAUCCCACUGUACCUCCUGCCCCAGCUCUCUCCCUCUAUAUCAGGGCCAGUGUGUGGAGUCCUGUGGGGAGGGCCUGUUCGCUCGGGAUGGACACUGCUACAGCUGCCAUGUGUCCUGUCGUGCUUGUGUGGGCCCAGAGUCGUCAGACUGCGUGCGGUGUGUAAAGCCAGAGGAAGUGCUGCAGCUCCAGCACUCAUAUGUCUCUCACGGCGCAUGCAUGUCCACCUGUCUGCCACAGCACUUUCUGGACACCGAACUCAUCUGCAGAGAGUGCCAUGCCUCAUGUGCACGUUGCACUGCAGGAAAUGCCCACAACUGCACUUCCUGUCUCCAACCCAGCAUCCUCCAUCAUGGACAGUGCCUUGACCGAUGUCCCCAUGGUUUCCAUGUCCAGGAUCGUACAUGCCAAGCUUGCCAUCCUUCCUGCAAGGAAUGUUCUGGUCCCUCUCAAGCAGACUGCACCGCGUGCCCCCCUCAUGCUAGCCUCCACAACGGCUACUGCCGGACCAGCUGCCCAGAGGGCCAGUACCUGAAUGCUGUAGGCUACUGUAAUGACUGUCAGCCAGGUUGUCAACGGUGUACGGCAGAUCUGCAGCUUGGCUCAGGGACGGUGUGUCUCUGGUGUAAAGGGUCCCGUAUGCUGCUGCUGGGAGACCACUGUGUUGAACAUUGCCCAUCUGGACACUACAAAUACCAUGGAGCCUGCAAGAAAUGCCACAGUUCCUGUGCAGACUGCAGUGGGGAGGGGCCUCAAGCUUGUACUUCAUGUUUGACCACUGCUGUGCUUUCCCCAUCCGGCAUGUGCACCACCCGAUGCCCCAUUGGCUACUACGCUGAUGAAAGUCGUGUGUGUAAAAAGUGUGACCGACAGUGUCUGAGCUGUGAGAUGGCCGGAGUGUGUACGUCCUGCAGAGACCCAGCGAAGGUGCUGCUGUUUGGCGAGUGUCAGUAUGAGAGCUGUGCCCAGCAAUACUACCUCAACACCACCACGCGCACCUGCAGAGAGUGUGACUGGAGCUGUAACUCUUGCCGUGGUCCACUCCGCAGUGAUUGUCUGCAGUGUAUGGAGGGCCAUGUUCUGCAGAAUGGCGUGUGUGUACCAUCCUGCUCUCCUGGGUUCUACCGGGAUGGAGAGCGAUGCCUCAAGUGUGAUGAUCACUGUGAGCAGUGUGACGGUCCUGGCCAAUGUCACCAAUGUCAGACCCCCUACACUGCUCUGAAGGGCCAGUGUGUGCUGGACUGCGGCAAACACUACUUUCUCGUCCCCACCAAACAACGCUGCAUUGCAUGCCCUUCCAGUUGCGUGGAGUGUGUAAGUGCAGGACAGUGUCGUGUUUGUGCUGAGAACACAUUUAAGAAGAAUGGACAGUGCACUCCAGAUUGUGGUCAUGGAUACUAUGCUAACAAGAAGGCCAGAGAAUGCCAAGCAAACACACACGCUCCAUCUCUCCACAUCAACGGGUCACACCUGGUCCCUCUCAGUGGAGUGACCCCACUGGACCCUGCACUCCUGUCAAUCAAAGACUCAGACAGCCAAUCAGAGAGCAUGGUGCUCCAGUUGGUGCAGCCACCCAAUAACGGACGCCUGGUCGUGCUGGAGGAGGAUAAAGAGAGAUCACUGAGGAAAGACGACACAUUCUCCCUCGCACAGCUGAGGAACAGAGCCGUGCGCUUCGUUCACACCACUGACCAGAGCAAGUUUGGUCAGUUCACUCUACGGGCAGCUGAUCCACAACUGUUCUCUCGGCCGCAGACGGUUAAUGUCCAGGCCGUCUCUCAGGAGCCUCCUUUGGUGGUCACCAACCAACCCAUUUACAUAGAGCCAGGGGAGACAGCGUUGCUUACUAGAUCCAGCCUUCAUAUUGAGGACCCCGACAACCCUCAAGAUGUCCUUCUAAUGGUUCUAGACCCACCACAUCAUGGCCGUCUCACUCGAGUUCAUGCAGAUGGCCAAGUGACCCAGUUUAAGCUAGAAGAGCUUGCUCGUGAACAGCUGCAGUAUGUCCAUGAUGGCACCAGUGGAGCCCAAGACAGACUGCUGCUGCAGAUCAAUGAUGGACACAGCUAUCAGAAUGUUCUACUGCAUGUCAACAUUGAUCAGAAGAACAUGCUGUCUCCUCAUAUGCGGUCCAUACCUAAAGUGUGGGUGAAAGAGGGUGGGAUGGUGCAGCUGUCUAAAAAGCAUCUGAAGGCCGAGUACAAAGGAGCCAGCGACUCUGAAAUCCUCUACAGCAUCCAGUCUGACAGUGGACAGCCCCAAUACGGUGAGAUAGUGUUUGUGCCCAUGCCGGCUGAUGGUCCAGUGGAAGCCUGGCAGGCUUUUCCUGAAGACAGAGAUACAACACCCACCACCACCUUCACCCAACAGGAUGUUAAUGAGGGCACAGUGUGGUACCGACAUUACGGAAAAAGCACUCAGAGAGAUACCUUUCAGUUUCAGGUGUCCAGCGAGGCUUUCCCUGACACUCGGAGUGAUGCUCAGACCUUCGUCAUUGGCAUAAUGCCUCAAACUCCAGGCCUUCCACAGCUAACUCCGGGAGCUGACCUACAGAUCACAGCACUGGAAGAUCGUGUGACUCUGAUAAGUCCCACUGCUCUGUCCUUCACGGACUCUGAGACACCAAGCAACAAGCUGAUCUUCAACAUUACUAAACCCCUACCUUCAGGCCAAGGUAUGCUGGAGCAUGGAGACAGGCCCUACAUUCAUGUCCGCUUCUUCACCCAAGCUGAUGUAGAUGCUGGGAAAAUCAUCUACAGACCCCCACAGGCUCCAUCCCACCUGCAGGAGCUUUACCAGUACUCCUUCACUGGCCUGCCAGAUUCAGUGAACUUCCAUUUUACAGUAUCUGAUGGAGAGCACACCACUCCUGAGAUGGACUUUUCCAUCCUGCUGUUGGCCAAUCAUCAGCAGCCACCGGUCUUUCAGAUUUUGGACCCAGUGCUGGAGGUUAGCCUGGGAGGCAGAGCAACAGUAGGUGGUCAGCAGUUGGCUGUGACAGAUGCUGACACAGCUCCAGAUGAACUGGAGUUUGAGCUGGUGGAGGGUCCAGUGCAUGGGAAUCUCCUCAGGGUGGACUAUGGCACCCAGACGCAGAUGGUUAAUGGUGACACGUUUACCUUCGAUGACCUCACCAGGAAUGUUCUACAGUAUGAACACACUGGCCUCAACACUGAAGAGGACACUAUGAUCUUCUCAGUAACGGAUGGGAUGUCCAUGACCUCCACCACAGUGCAGGUGAUAGUUUCAGGGGGUGGAGGAGACGGACCCAAGCGUGCCCCUGAUGCCCUGUUGUCAAUGGAGGUGGCAGAGAAGAGCAGCACUGUCGUCAGACGCUCACAUCUGGCUUACGUGGACAAUGAUUCCUCUGAUGACAAGAUUCGUAUCCAGCUGGUUUCAGUGCCCAUGUAUGGAAUCCUUACUAAGACCAAUUCUGAAUCGGAUCAUGAAGAACUGAAUGAGUAUUCUACUUUCACUAUGGAGGACAUCAACCACCAUAAAAUCCGGUACGUCACCUCAUUUGAAACUGGAAACCAGCCUGUUACUGACAUCUUCCAUUUCAUCGUCUACGAUGGUGAGAACAAUCGGCUGGAAAACCAGAUGUGCACCAUUACCAUCACCUCUGUGCACCGACAGCCCCCUGUGGUCACUGUCCGCAGCGGCAUCAAGGUCCAAGAGGGAGGUAGAGUCCAGCUGUCAGCCAAUCACAUCAUCGCAUCUGACCCAGACACGCCCAAAAAGGAUCUGCUGGUGUGGCUGAUCAGCCCUCCAAAAUAUGGCUUCAUAGAGAAUACGAAGCGAGUUGGAUCAAUGGGUGGAGCCCGCGUGAUAAGCCCUGACGUCCCCUUCACAAUGGAGGACCUCACGUCUGACCACAUCUUCUAUGUCCAGAACGUCCACCAGGCAAACAUUCACCAAGAUGUUUUCAGCUUCUACAUCAGUGACGGCUCAAGCCAGACAGAAGCCUUUGAUGUCACCAUAGACAUCCUGCAAACAAAAGAAGACAAAGUUCCAGUUAUCUCAGUAAACAGCAUCCAUGUGGAGGAGAACACGGGUGUGGUCAUUACCAAUUCCUCCCUCAACGUGCUUGAUCUGGACACGCCGGAGAACGAGAUCGUGCUCACUGUCAUCAAAAAGCCAUCUUACGGUAAACUACGCAGAAGACAGUUCUACUCCCAGCCACUGGAGAACGGCAAGAUCCUCCUUCAGGGUUCUACCUUCACCUACCAGGAUGUUCUAGACGAGCUGCUGGUGUACACCCCAGACGGACAGGGUUCUGCGACCGAUGAGAUUCGUUUCUCUGUAACGGACGGAGUACACACGGAGACAGGCCGUCUGGAGUUCAGCAUGGAUGUGAGGAAGAGCGAAGGACCCAGAGUCACCAUCAACCGAGGCCUUCAGUUAGCAGCAGGUUCCUCAUCUAAAAUCACAGAGCAACAGCUGAAAGGGACCGAUAUUGACUCAGAAAACCUAAAACUCAAAUUCACUCUGACCAAAGACGUGAGUGUGGGGAUACUACAGCUGACCAAGGGCAGGAGCAAAGUCCAGCUCUCUACCAGAGGACCAGUCAAGAGCUUCACUCAGGAGGAAAUCAACAAAGGCUUUGUGGAGUACAUACAUGAAAAAGGGGAGAGUGGAGGCAGUUUCUCCUUUAAGUUUGACCUUGAAGAUCCAGAGGGUAACAAAGUGAUUGAUGAGUCUUUCUUCAUCAGCGUUCUAGAGGAUAAGCUCCCCCCUUCAGUAGUGGUCAAUAAGGGUUUAGUGCUGGACGAGAACUCUGUGAAGAAGAUCAGCACGCUGCAGCUCUCCUCUACUGACCAGGACAGUGAACCUGGUGAACUUGUCUACCGCAUCACCAAACAACCCCAGCUUGGUCAUCUCGAACUUUCCACCAAUCCAGGCAAGCGCAUCAGCACGUUCACCCAGGCUGACCUGGCCUCCCGCAAUGUCCAGUAUGUCCACACCAGUGAAGAAGAGAAACACUCGGAUGAGUUCUCUUUUAUAGUGUCGGAUGGGGCUAACGAGAUUUCCCAAACAUUCUACAUAACCAUCCGGCCGGUGGACGACUCUCUGCCCGUGCUGCAGGUGCCGGGGAUGCGGGUGCAGGAGGGAGUGAGGAAAACCAUCACAGAGUUUGAGCUGAAGGCCGUGGAUGCGGAUACAGAGGAGGACUCAGUCACUUUCACCAUCGUCCAGGCCCCACGUCAUGGCACCAUUGAGCGUACCAGCAACGGUCAGCAUUACCGGCAGACCAACACUUUCACCAUGGAUGACAUCUAUCAGAACCGCAUCAGCUACAACCACGACGGCAGCAAUUCACUCAAAGACCGCUUCACCUUCACUGUCAGCGACGGCACCAACAUGUUCUUCAUCAUAGAAGAAGGAGGAAAAGAGGUGGUCACUGCAGCACCUCAGAAGUUUAAGAUUGACAUAAUGCCCGUUGAUGAUGGAACGCCUCGCAUUGUCACUAACCUGGGCCUGCAGUGGUUGGAAUACAUGGACAACAAGGCCACUAACCUGAUCACCAAGAAGGAGCUCCUCACCAUCGACCCAGACACAGACGACGGUCAGCUAACUUACGAGAUCACAGCCAAACCCAAACAUGGCUACCUGGAGAGCAAACUCAAACCAGGAAAACCCAUUACCUCUUUCACACAAGCUGAUAUAAACCUCGGCCUUAUCCGCUACGUUCUGAACGAGGACAAAGUCCAGGAAACCAUGGACAACUUUAAGUUUCUGGUCAAGGACAGCAAGCCCAACAUCGUCAGCGACAAUGUCUUCCACGUUCAGUGGUCUCUCAUCAGCUUUGAGCACAGCAGCUAUAAUGUGAGUGAGAAAGCAGGCACUGUGGCAGUUACAGUGAAGAGGACGGGGAAUCUGAACCAGUAUGCCAUCGUGCUUUGUCGGACAGAGCAGGGCACGGCCACCUCGACCUCCACUGUGGGCUCUCGCCCUGGACAGCAUGACUAUGUGGAGCAUGCAGGACAGGUUCAGUUUGAUGAGCGUGAGGACACUAAAGUGUGCACCAUCGUCAUCAAUGAUGACCAGGUCUUCGAGAACAUCGAGAGUUUCACUGUGGAGCUCAGUAUGCCUGUGUACGCUCUGCUGGGGCAGGUGACACGUGCCAAGGUCAACAUUAAUGACACAGACGACGAACCCACACUGCAGUUUGACAAGAAAACCUACCAUGUCAACGAAAGCACAGGCUUUAUCUUUGCUCCCAUUGAGAGGAAAGGGGACACAAGUAGCACAGUCUCAGCUCUCUGCUAUACUGUUCCUCGGUCAGCACGGGGCAGCAGUCUGCACGCUCUGGAGUCUGGUUCUGACUAUAAGAGCCGAGGCAUGAGCGGAGAAAACAGGGUGAUUUUUGGCCCGGGGGUCAGUAUGUCCACCUGUGACGUGAAGCUGAUUGACGACAGCGAGUAUGAGCUGGCUGAGGAGUUCGAACUAGUGCUGUCGGAUGCCUCGGACAAUGCGCGAAUGGGAGACAGAACGGUGGCCAAAGUCAUCAUCGAUGGCCCCAAUGAUGCCUCUACUGUGUUCCUUGGCAACGGGUCCUUUACAUUCAGUGAGGAUGCAGGCACCAUUGAGAUCCCUGUGUUGCGGCAGGGCAGUGACCUCUCCUCUGUGACCUCAGUGUGGUGUGCCACUCGCCCUGCUGACCAGGACUCAGCCACACCUGGAGUGGACUACAUCCCCAGCUCCAAGAAAGUAGAGUUUAAGCCUGGCAAGACUGAAGAGACUUGUAGUUUGACCAUAAUGGAUGACAUCCAGAACCCCACCAUCGAAGGGAAGGAGUCCUUCAUCGUCUUCCUCAGCUCUCCUAAUGGCGCUGUUCUUACAGAGCCAUAUGAAGCUUCAGUUUAUAUCACUGACACCGCCCAAGACAUCCCAAGUAUGCAGUUUGAGAAGGCUGCAUAUACAGUGAAGGAGAAAGAUGGAGUGCUGAACAUUCCCAUCGUCAGGACUGGAGACCUCACCUACAAAUCCUCCGUUCGCUGUUUCACACGCACCAUGUCCGCUAUGGUGAUGGAUGACUUUGAUGAGAGGAGGAACGCAGACGUCUCUCAGAUAGUGUUCCACAAAGGAGAAAAGGUGAAGAACUGCACUGUGUAUAUUAAUGAUGACUCAGUUUUUGAGCCUGAAGAAGAGUUCCAGGUACACUUGGGCACACCGCAGGGGGAUCACUGGAGUGGAGCCAUGAUUGGGGUCAAUGACAUUGUAACUGUGACCAUCACUAAUGAUGAGGAUGCUCCAACCAUUGAGUUUGAACAAGCUUCUUACCAAGUACGAGAGCCUUCUGGUCCAGAUGGCAUUGAGGUUCUGAACAUCAAAGUGAUCCGUAAAGGAGACCUAGACCGCACCUCCAAGAUCCGCUGCAGCACAAGGGACGGAUCAGCCCAGUCCGGCGUGGACUACAACCCCAAGAGUCGGGUUCUCAAGUUCAGCCCUGGUGUAGACCACAUUCUCUUUAAGGUGGAGAUCUUAUCCAAUGAGGAACGAGAGUGGCAUGAGUCUUUCUCACUGGUUCUUGGCCCUGAUGACCCAGUGGAAGCCGUGCUUGGAGAAGUUACCAUGGCGACAGUCACUAUCCUGGACCAGGAAGCUGCAGGGAGUCUCAUCCUCCCUGCUCCUCCUAUUGUGGUAUCACUCUCAGACUAUGACUACGUCCAGGAGGUCACAAAAGAGGGCAGUAAGAAGUCCCCAUCUCCAGGCUAUCCUCUGGUCUGUGUCACCCCAUGUGAUCCCCACUACCCUAAGUAUUCAUCGAUGAGAGAACGCUGUGAGGAGGCCGGUAUUAACCAGACUUCCAUCCACUUCAGCUGGGAGGUGGCAGCCCCCACAGACACCAGUGGAGCAAGGUCUCCCUUUGAGACUGUUACGGACAGCACGCCCUACACAACUGUCAACCACAUGGUAUUGGACAGUAUCUACUUCAGCCGAAGGUUCCAUGUGCGCUGUGUGGCUCAGGCGCGGGAUAAGGCGGGGCACCUAGGUACCCCACUGAGGAGCAACAUUGCCACCAUCAGCACGGAGGGCUCCAUAUGCCACACACCGGUGACCACUGGAACUGCCAGGGGCUUCCAGGCCCAGUCCUUCAUUGCCACACUCAAAUACCUGGACGUCAAACAUAAAGAGCAUCCCAACAGGAUCCACAUCUCAGUUCAGAUCCCUCAUCAGGAUGGCAUGCUUCCUCUGGUGUCCACUAUGCCCCUGCACAACCUGCACUUCCUGCUCUCUGAGUCCAUUUACCGCCAGCAGCACAUCUGUUCCAAUCUGGUCACCCUCAAAGACUUACAGGGUAUCUCUGAAACAGGCUUCCUGGAUGAUGUGUCCUACGACACCAUAUCCCUGGGCCCUGGGUAUGAUCGACCUUAUCAGUUCAACCCCAAUGUCCGGGAGACCAAAACAAUCCAACUGUACAAGCACCUCAACCUGAAGAGCUGCAUCUGGACUUUUGAUGCCUACUACGACAUGACUGAGCUCAUUGAUGUGUGUGGCGGGUCAGUCACUGCUGACUUUCAGGUCAGAGACUCAGCACAGUCCUUCCUGACAGUGCAGGUGCCUCUUUAUGUAUCAUACAUCUAUGUGACAGCCCCUCGAGGCUGGGCCUCUCUCGAGCACCACACAGAAAUGGAGUUCUCCUUCUUUUACGACACCGUGCUGUGGAGGACAGGUAUCCAGACAGACAGUGUGCUGUCAGCCAGACUCCAGAUAAUUCGAAUCUUCAUCAGGGAGGAUGGAAGACUAGUGAUUGAGUUUAAGACCCAUGCUAAAUUCAGAGGUCAGUUUGUUCCUGAACAUCACACUCUGCCUGGGCACAAGUCCCACUUGAUGGCACCAGACCAUCUGGGGGGCAUGGACUUUGACCUGCAGCUGGUGUGGAGUGCACAGACAUUUGACUCCCCCUACCAGCUGUGGAGGGCCACAAGCUCUUACAGCAGAAAAGACUACUCUGGAGAAUACACAGUGUUCCUGAUACCCUGCACCGUGCAGCCCACUCAGCCGUGGAUUGAUCCUGGAGACAAGCCCCUCUCCUGCACAGCCCAUGCCCCUGAAAAAUUCCUGGUGCCCAUUGCGUUCCAGCAAACAAAUCGUCCUGUUCCUGUGGUCUACUCCCUCAACACUGAGUUCCAACUGUGCAACAAUGAGAAGGUCUUCAUGAUGGACCCUGCCACUGCAGACAUAUCCAUGGCUGAGAUGGACUACAAAGGAGCUUUCUCUAUGGGCCAGACGUUGUAUGGCAGAGUGCUGUGGAAUCCAGAUCAGAAUCUGAAUUCUGCCUAUAAGCUGCAGCUGGAAAAGGUGUAUCUGUGUACGGGACGGGAUGGAUAUGUGCCCUUCUUUGACCCAACUGGCACCUUGUACAAUGAGGGACCCCAGUAUGGCUGCAUACAGCCUAACAAGCACCUCAAACACCGCUUCUUGCUACUGGAUCGGAAGCAGCCGGAUGUGUGUGAUCGCUACUUCCAUGAUGUCCCAUUUGAAGCCAGCUUUGCCUCAGACAUCCCUGAGCUGCAGUCCAUGGCUGCCAUGCCUGGUGUGGAUGGUUUCACCAUGAAGGUUGAUGCCCUCUAUAAGGUGGAGGCUGGGCAUCAGUGGUAUCUCCAGGUGAUCUAUGUGAUUGGGCCAGAGUCCAUCUCCAGCCCUAGAAUCCAGCGCUCUCUGACCUAUGAGCUGAAGCGCGGCCGACGUGACCUGGUGGACCGUUCAGGCCGGCUAACGCUGGAUGAGUCCCUCAUAUACGACAACGAGGGUGACCAGGUGAAGAACGGCACCAACAUGAAGACACUGAGGCUGGAGGUGGAAGCCUCCGCCACCUUCAACCCGCAGAUGGGCGGCUCUGUGGGAGGCGGCGUGGCUGCUUUCAUCCUGCUGCUUCUGGUCCUCCUGGCCUUCUGCCUGCUCUUCAGGAAAUGCAGGAAAAGUGCAGAGAACAAGCGACCUACCAAGGCAGGUGAGGAAUACCCCCUGAACACCAAAGUGGAGGUGUGUCUGGAACGCCUAGAAAAGAACCUCAACAGCAAGCACUGUACAGUGAGGAACGUCAACCUACUCAACAAGAGUGCUGAGUCCUGCAAGGUAAAUGGGGUCAAAGUCAAGCAGGUCAACUUACAGGUCAAACUCCACAACAAUCUGAAUGAUGGCACUGAAGUCUAAUCCGGUCCUCUGUCCAAAACCACGUAAAUAAAUAAACUUGAGUAUUUAACACGAAGUUGAAAAGAGAAGCAUAUUUUCUAUCACUGUUUGUAAUAAUGCAAUGAGAUAUUGUUAAUGUAUUUUUAUAUGACCAUAAGAGAUAAAAAGGGAAGUCCGCCAGCUAUGCAGUGUAUAUCAUUUCACAACUGAGCUACCUCAGGAAGAUACAAACUCGUAAAUAUCAUCAAAUGUCAUCAAACUGAAUGGUUUGCCGCCGUUGCACAUCUUUGAAAUUCUUUUCCGCCGAUAUGCCUUUGUCAUCAUUGUCAUGGUAGAGCAAUCAGUGGUAGCUCAGCCACUUUAUCACUUCGUUUGAAUGGUUGAUUGAGUUUAUUCGCUGCAUACUUUGAUUUAACAAUCUCAGUAAAACCACUAUGAAAGUAUUAAGCACGGCUCAUGUGCCAGCGCUGUUUGGACUAGGAUGAUGUAAAUACAUUUAUAAAGUGCAAUUACAUGGUGACAUAGUCAUCCCUCAUCCCUGGUUUUAUUGGAGAUGUUUGCCUUGAUGUAAUUUCCUGUUGCUUGAUCACCAUUGUGCCACGCUGAUCUUUGUCAAGUGCCAUUUUCUGAGUCUCAAUCCAAAUACAAAGUGUUUAUUGCAUAGUAUAAACCAUCACUACUUGACUGUAUCGUUUGGAUAGCUUCUUGAGAACCACUGUCUUAUGGACUGUUGAUUAUUGUAUUGACUACUGUAGUAAAUACAGCGCUGACUCCUUAUAAACACUGUAAUAGAAUGGUUUUCUGCUGUGUUCACGUUAUUUUAUACCAUGUGUCUCUACUGUCAUGCUAUACCCUUAUUUUUUGGAUUUAUGAUGCUGUACUGUACAUACAAGCUCCAUCAGUAUCCAAUGACAAUGUUGACGAGAGAUUAUCAUCAUAUUAUCUUGCAUUAUGUUACCCUCAUGUACUGUGUUUGGCACAUUUGACGAAAAAGCCUCAACAAAUGUUUUCCAGUGUUGUGUUAUUAAGACUCUGUUGCAUAUCGUAAGGUUCUCAUUUUAGAGAGACACGAUGGGUUACGAAUGCAGCCCCAAAUCUCCAUAGCACAGCGCAUUAUGCGCCAAUUAUUUUGGGAUUAUUUGAUUAUAUUUGCUGUCAUUUAUUUUGUCCGUACCUUUUGUUUGUACAAUUUUGCAGAAUGCAGUGCCUAUCAAAGUUUUGGAGAGAACAUAUUUUUGGUGCUAUUAUUUGUGGGGAAACUAAUGAUGCUUUCGACGUGAUGCCUGUACUAUGUGCCUUUUUAGUAAUAAAAGAGACGUCUGUAAAAGAUGUCGCCUCCAACCACUGAA